UGAGUGUCGAGUGUGGCCGAGCGCGUGCGACGCCAGCGGUGCGCUACACACGGCGCUGACCUGCCUCGCAGCACCACCGUACUGUGCAUCAAUCAAUUCCGAGCGCUCACGGCUCGUGCUGCCGUCACUGCUGCAGCACAAGCACCUAGUGCAGCCAUGCGUCGCAUAACCGCACUGCUCCUGCCGCUGUGCACUGCAUUAGCACCACUACGCCACCGCACCGCCCUAAAAGCGAGCACGCAGCCUUUUGUGUACGACAACGCUGAUACGUUGGCCGACCGCUACGCCGAGUACGAACGAGUCUGCCAGCGAGCCUGCGACGACGACGAAGCGUUCUCACAAUUCAAAGCCCAAGCGGCCUACCAAGACGUCCUAGAACACGUCUCCUAUGAUGUCGGUAGGUGCUACGAGCACCGCCUCAAAAUAGACCACCCGUCACUUUUCGAAGACGAGGGCAUUCGAGAAGCGGUCACGCUAUCGUCAAAACUCGGCUCGCCCUCCACUUACGACUACAAUGAAUGGGGAAAUGUCUCGCCGACGCAGCUGCGGUACGUCUGCGUCAGAGGUGAUAUGGAACAAGUUUGUGGUCCACUGACAGACAAAAAAAUUGUGGAAAUAGGCGGCGGCUACGGCGGCCAGGCCCAGGUCUGUCUGGCCGGGGAGCGAGCCGCUGCCCACUAUCGCGUGCUCGAUCUGAGAGUAGUGCAGCGAUUAUGCAGGAAGUAUAUUCAACGAGCACUCCCACCGGACCGCUCGAAGCGCUUCACGACGGGCAAGCGCUUUCUGAGGGACCACGACUUGUUCCAGGAGAAAUUUGAUGUGUUCCAUUCGAACUUUGCGCUUUCCGAGUUACCUAGAAAGAUCCAGAAACCUUAUGUAAGACUCGGCGUCCCGUCGUGUAGAGACGCCUUCCCGCGGUGCUGCGGCGCCUUCACGCCAUCGACGCGACUCGUCUCCGGGAGAGGAGGUCGUGGGUGGUUUCUUUUCCGAUUUUGGGGCCGUUCGGACCGAGUCGAGCGACCGCCAUGCUCCGCGCAGGUAAGGCUCGCCCAGCGCACGCCCUACGGCUUUGUCACUUGGAACCACGGCGUCCACGCGGAGGCGAUGAACGGCACGGAGUUCGCGUCUUUGAUGGAGAGGCGCGGCCGCGAGGUACUGAUCGCGGCGUCCUGUGGCCUUCCGGCGGCCUUACGCCAUCGACGCGCCAUCGACGCGACUCGCCGAACGCGUUGGGGGCGAGAUCGCGACUCGACAUAUAUCACACACAGGUCUCUGUCGCGGACGAGCUGCCUCUGACGGCGCCGGGGAAUUUGGUCAUCAGCUGGCGGCCGGCCCCUAAACAGAAAAAACGGGCGGCGCUCGCUACAUUAGGUCUGAGGUUGCGCUUCUACGCUCCAUCUCUACUGAGAAUCGCGACGGCAUCAGUACUCCCUCUCGUGCGACGGCUGCCGGUCAAGACCCAGACGGAUGUUUCACAACUGUGGAGCGGCUGCCGCGGCGGGUCGGCGCGGACGGACCUCGCUCUACAAGAUUGGAGAGGGAGCGGACCGCGCCAGCAAGUCGCGACCUAUGAACAACUGGCCUUCGACGCGCGCCAACGCGGGCUAGAUGUGCCUUCAUUCUUGACCUUUGCUCUAUCAGCGUAUCAACAGCAAGGCACGACGAAGCAAGUGCCGUCCUCAGAAGCUGUACAAAAAGCGGUACGGGACGGCAGCCCGCUCCUUUGCGCCGCGUUACAAGAUGUGGAAGGCAACAUGGCCGGCGAGGGCAAGCUCCUCAACAUCUACUGGCUGCUGCGGCGGACGAUCGACCGUAACGUACCGGGCGCGGUUGCGGAGCUCGGUUAUGACCAGUGCAUAAAUUGUCGCGGCGCGUCCUAAUGGCCUCCACGCCAUCGACGCGACGCCAGCUCGACGGUGUGGCGGAGCAUUCGACUCACUGGUUGAUUUGUGCACAGGUUGUAAUAAAGGUGUCACGGCGGCGUUAUUGCAGAGUGUAUUAAGGGCGCACCGGCCGGCGACGCCGUUGCACGUCUACGACUCCUUCGAGGGGCUGCCACAAGGCACGGCCGAGGACCCGCCUGCGUAUCAGACUGCCGGAGCGAUGUGUUGCUCGCCUGAUGAUGUGCGGGACACUUUUCGGAAGCUAGAUCUACCGGAGCCCACAAUACAUAAGGGCUGGUUCGCCUCGAUGCAAGGUGAGGUGCCGUCGCAACUGAGCUUUGCCCACGUCGACGGCGACCUCUACGCGUCGAUCACGGACGCGCUCGAGCUCAUCUACGACAGGUUGGCCCCGGGCGCUAUUUGUGUGGUCGACGACGUGACCUCUCCGGACUUGCCGCGCCACGGCAUCUUUCCGGGGGCCUACGACGCGUGCCGCGACUUCUUGCAAGGCAAGCCCGAGGAACUCCACGUCCUGCCGGCGCCGCACCCGACGAUCGAUGCUAUUGGCGGGAGAGGGGGCUACGAGACGCACGCGUAUUUCCAGAAAAUUUAA
This is a messenger RNA of Pelagomonas calceolata, 2496 nucleotides long. The record is from the annotation of a GenBank genome assembly. NCBI's taxonomy places the organism in Eukaryota, Pelagophyceae, Pelagomonadales, Pelagomonadaceae.